This is a messenger RNA of Polypterus senegalus (gray bichir), 1960 nucleotides long. It is a transcript of the gene ggcta, whose product is annotated as gamma-glutamylcyclotransferase a. The transcript is spliced from 4 exons. Bases 89 to 787 code for a protein of 232 amino acids. The record is from RefSeq and is a predicted model, not a curated record. Gene Ontology annotation, molecular function: gamma-glutamylcyclotransferase activity. NCBI's taxonomy places the organism in Eukaryota, Metazoa, Chordata, Cladistia, Polypteriformes, Polypteridae.
GCCCGCCUGCUUCCGGUCGCGUAGGUACCGUACCGCCGCUGUCUUCCUCCCGCCUCCCGUCACAGGCGGACAGCUCUUCCUGUUUGGGAUGCAAUGGCGUAACGUACCCAGAACUUGCUCUUUUUUAAUGCACAUUCAGAGCGCCAUUUUGCCGAGAACCGUUAACUCCAUCGAUCGAAAAGCUUGUGCAGGCGCUCAGAUUCGUGUCGCAUCCUCGAAGACUUCAGUGGAGCGAGGCUACAGUACCACCGCGUCUGGGCUAUUGGCACCUAGCAUGGCAAGUGACAAUGAGGGCGACUUUUUCUAUUACUUUGCUUACGGAAGCAACCUGCUCAAGGAGAGACUUCUGAUGGCGAACCCGUCUGCGAGAUUUCACUGCCGAGGAAGAUUAAAGGGUUACAGUCUGAAGUUUGGAAAUUUUCAAGGCAUCACUAGCAAAACAUGGCAUGGAGGCUUUGCUACAAUUAGAGAAGCGCCGGGAGAUGAAGUGUGGGGCGUUGUUUGGAAAAUGAGCACCAGUGAUCUACAGUCACUAGACCGUCAGGAAUGCAGUUAUUCACCACUUCUUGCCAACGUGGAAACUGAAAAUGGUGAACUCCCUUGUCGCACUUACCAGAUGAACAACUAUGUUGACAAAUGUCCUUCUCCUCAAUAUAAAUACGUCAUCGUUUUAGGAGCCAAACAGAAUGGCCUUCCUGAGUUUUAUAUAAAAAGACUCGAAGCAAUUGAAGUAAAUGACAACAAAGAGCCCACGAUACUAGAAGACAUACCCAUCGGGGUUUGUUAGCAAUUAAGAUGGUAGUCCUGUACCUUCUGAUGCCUUGGGUAUCCUGGGUGCUUUAGUGAUCAUAGUUAAGGAGUUGGCAUUGAGUAGUCGAAUUUUUUCAGUUAGAAAAUUGAUUGUCUUAAAGAUUGCAGAACAGCAUAUUUCUAUUCAUAUUCACAGUAGGUUUACUCCAAAUCAGAUUUCACAGUCACGGUCACGCCAGUGGGACACUCAGUCCUGGCCAGAGUUUCACAGCACUUCCUAACAGCUACAACAUUUAUUUCUAUAGCACGUUGUCAUACAAAGAAUGCAGCUCAAAGUGUUUCACAAGCUAUAAAAAAUAAGAAUAUGAAUGAAGAAACAGCAUACCAUGCAAGUCAUAGAUCAAGUCCUUAUUUAUAGAUUUGUUUUCAAGCCUCUAAUGGUUGUCCUCUAGUAGGUUUAGAGGGCCAGGGAGGACAGAAAAAUGUUUAAAAAAAUUAAUAAUAAUAAUAAUCAAGGGGUGCAAUGCUAGAGAGAAUCUGCAGGGGUGCAAAGGCCCCCACUAAUGCCUGUCAGAAGUCAGGUUGUAACGAGGAGGACACUCGACGUCUGACCGCGCACUGGCCUGUCCAGUCCUCGCAUCCCUGAGCAGGACACUUGCCUGGGCCCCCACUGUAAAGCCGUCUAAUAUUAAUAAUAACUGAUAUAUGCUCUGUAUCUGGACUUUUUGUCCAAGUCUCUUAGAGUAAAUGAGUUGGCCACAUCCAUUUUAAUGAUAAUAGACUACACCCCAGAUGGGAGUCCAUGUUUAUCCUGGAGGAUUUAACUUCCUCUGGUGGUCCAAAGACUAGAAACUCAUCCUUGUAAGGCUCUGUGCACGUAACCCGAUGAUGAUGAUGAUGAUGAUGAUGUGACUUCCCAGCCUGAGCUGGCUCCUCUCUUGCCUCCUGAUGCUGAAUGCCGAUGGAGGUGUAAUAUUAUGUAUGCGCCCUCCACAGACACUCACAGAUGUCAACUUGGCAGCUGCAGGAUGCACAGCAGAUCGUGACCAUUCAUCUUUAGAGUGUAAUGCACAAGUAGACUGCACAGCUCAAGCUGAACAAGUACAUGCCCUUCUUAUUAUUUAAUCAGAUUAAAUAGGUGGAUAGAUUAGUCUGGUCUGAGAAAUGAGGAUACUGAAUACAGAAGUUAAUAAUAAACACACAAAGUGAA